Oryza brachyantha (malo sina) is the source of this 1727-nucleotide messenger RNA. RefSeq names its product protein WVD2-like 2. The transcript is spliced from 7 exons. Lineage: Eukaryota; Viridiplantae; Streptophyta; Magnoliopsida; Poales; Poaceae. Gene Ontology annotation, molecular function: microtubule binding. The coding region runs from base 365 to 1384 and encodes 339 amino acids. Gene Ontology annotation, biological process: microtubule cytoskeleton organization. The record is from RefSeq and is a predicted model, not a curated record.
CAACCGGCCGCUCCUCCUCCUCCUCCUGGCCGCGACCCACGCCCAAACUCGCACCACCUUCGCGAGCGCGAGAGCGAGAGCGAGAGCGGGCGAGUGGUGGUGGUGGAGGCGCGCCGGCUCUGCUGCUCCCGGACGGCGGAGCGGAGGGGAGGAGGGGAGGAGAGGAGGGCGAGAGGGGAGGGAGGAUUGGAGGGACAGGAGGUGGGGUUGCGGCGUCCGCCGGGUCGGCACGACGGCGGCGGUGGCGGAGGAUAACGGAGGGGGAGGGGGGGACCCCGGGGCGGGGGCGGGGGCGGCGAGGCGGCGGUGGGAUCUGCCCGGCAAGGCGGCCGGCAGCAGUCCAAGUGGCAAAGAGGUUGUAGAAAUGUCCACGGAUGACGAAUCGGAUUGUGUGGUUAUAUGUCCCCCAAAUGGAAAAGCUGAUCAUACAGAAGUUAUGAGUGGCAGGCAUGAUGAAGAUUCUCCAGAAGGGCAAGAAACUACUACUGACAUAGACUCACAUAUGAAUGGGAAUGCCCAAGAUGGAGUUCCUGCAAAUCAAUAUAUGCUAGAGCUGAUUGAUCAGCAGAAAUCUUCUCUUGGUAUAGCUGAACAGGAGUCAAACCAUACAAUUCCUCAGCCAUUUGUUCCUGCAACUGAAAGGGGGGAUUCUGGACAAGUAUAUUGUACUCCAGCGGCUCAUUCCGCCAGCAACGGAGAGAAACAUUCUGAUAAAAGUAGCACCUCGCUGGCAAGUAUGGCGAAGAAGAGUCCAUCAGUGACACCCAGGAAGCCAAUGCAACCUGACAGUACUUCCCAUAGUCACGAAGAUGAUUCAUAUUCUGUUACUUCUUCAACUGUAACUUCAGCAAGGACUGGAAAAACUAAGAAGACAACAGUUCCUGUUGCACCUACUUUUAUAUGUGGUAAUCGCCUUGAGAAGAGGGGCGAGUUUUACACAAAAUUGGAAGAGAAGCGUAAAGCUUUGGAAGAGGAGAAACUAGAAGCUGAGGCCAGGAAAAAGGAAGAGCAAGAAGAAACUCUGAAACAACUAAGGAAGAACCUGGUCAUUAGAGCAAAACCCAUGCCGAGCUUCUACCAAGAGGGUCCCCCACCAAAGGUUGAACUUAAGAAGGUGCCUCCAACUCGUGCCAAAUCACCAAAACUGACACGGAGAAAGAGCUGCAGCGAUACCCCUCAUACACCAGAGGGAAAAAAUGGAAGUGCAGUAUGUUGCCGGUUGCAUCGUCACAGUAUUGGGAACUCCAAAGAAGUUAACAGCAGGACUCAUUGUUCUCCAAAGAGCGCUCCAAAGACUGGAGUAGCUACAAAACCGAGAUCGACCAAGGGCGUUAUGAAGAAUGUGGGACAGCCAGGUGCUGCCAAUGUUGCUGUACAAAUCUAACUCAUGGUCCAUUCCCAUUCCCAUGCCAUUUUUCGAUUUAAUUUAUACCUCACAUCGCCGAUGACGGCACCAUGUCCCGACAACAGUGUGUUUGUUGCUGGAUUUUUUUUUUUUUUUUUGCAUUCUCCUUGUAAGAACCUCUUGGUACAGACACCUUGUGGUAUUCCGUGUUGUAAAUUUGUCGAGGUUUUGUAAGGGGUAACCGAGUAAGUGCUGUAAGAAGUAAUCUGGCAGCCGAUAGGCUGUUGGAGUGACAUUGUUGUUGAUGUAUGGCGGCGUUCGCGGAUCCUAUGGUAUUGUAUUUAAGCAGCAACAUGUUAUGGCCAAAGGGGCUUCUAUUGUC